AUGGAAACCCAUAAAGCAAGUUGUACUGCUAGUUGCAGAGGAAGAAGAAGUAGCAGUGGUGGUGGUGUUUUCUUUCUUUAUGCAGGCGGCCUGCAGGGUAGCUGGCUCCUUUAUGCAAAUGGGCAGGCGACGGCGGCAGGGGAGAGUGAGGGCAGGCGGCGGCGGCAGGCGACGGCGAGUGAGGGCGGCUGCAGGGAGAGUCGGGGAGAGGGAGGUCUCGCCGUCUCGCGAGUCGCGAUGCAAAGCAGCAGGCAGCAGAGGAAUGGCGGACUCGGAUAG
Molecule: messenger RNA, 279 nt
Organism: Linum trigynum
Lineage: Eukaryota; Viridiplantae; Streptophyta; Magnoliopsida; Malpighiales; Linaceae
Source: the annotation of a GenBank genome assembly